Molecule: messenger RNA, 3810 nt
Organism: Physeter macrocephalus (sperm whale)
Lineage: Eukaryota; Metazoa; Chordata; Mammalia; Artiodactyla; Physeteridae
Gene: CNGB1
Product: cyclic nucleotide gated channel subunit beta 1
Exons: 34
Coding region: 4-3810 (1268 amino acids)
Biological process (GO): monoatomic cation transmembrane transport; retina homeostasis
Cellular component (GO): photoreceptor outer segment; intracellular cyclic nucleotide activated cation channel complex; plasma membrane
Molecular function (GO): cGMP binding; intracellularly cAMP-activated cation channel activity; intracellularly cGMP-activated cation channel activity
Source: RefSeq, a predicted model, not a curated record
AGGAUGCUGAGCUGGGUCCAGAGGGUGCUGCCUCAGCCCCCAGGGACACCAGUGAAGACCAAGAGAGAGGAGGAAGAGGGGGCAGAACCAGAGCCAGAGUUGGAGCCGGAGCCUGAAACAACCCCUGAGGAGACUGAGCUAGAGGAAGAGUCCCCGCCACCUGAGGAGGCCUGCAUGGGGAAGGAAGUGGCUGAGGCUGAUCCGGGCCCUCAGGAAACCCAGGAGGCUGCCCCUUCUCCACCCACAUCCCUCCAGGCUCAGGUCGCUGUGGUUCCGGAAGCGAACAGUGGUCCCGGCAGCCGGGUGCUGACCUGGCUCAGAAAGGGUGUGGAGAAGGUCGUUCCGCAGCCCGUCCACAGUGGCAGCCCUGCCCAGAGCACCGCUGCUGGCUUGGAGGGUCCAGCUCAGCAGGCAGGAGGACAGAUCCUUGGGCACUGCAGCACUGGGGGCUCAGAUGGACACAGUGAGGCCCCCGGGGCCCAAGACACCGGGCCCGGGCCCUGGCUGCUCAGGUGGCUUGAGCAGAAUCUGGAGAAAAUGCUGCCUCAGCCUCCGAAAACCUCCGAGGGCUGGAGAGAUGAGCCUGCAGAUGCUGCCUUGGGUCCAGAGCCCCCAGGAGACCCCUUGGAAAUGGAGCCCGUGCCGCAGGCCCAGGAGAGCCCCUCCCUGCCUGCUCCUGCCCCCCCGAAGCCCGAGGAGGAGCCGACUCCAGAGCCCCAGCCCGGCAUCCAGGCCUCCUCCCUGCCGCCCCCCCAGGACUCUGCCAGGUUGAUGGCAUGGCUCCUGCGCAGGCUGGAGAUGGCCCUGCCACAGCCAGUGAUCCGUGGGAAGGCUGGGGAGCAGGAGCCUGACUCCCCUGUGACAUGUGACGUGCAGAGCAUCAGCAUCCUCCCGGGAGAGCAAGAGGAGCCCAGUCUCCUCCUGGAAGAUGCUUACCGUCACCGGGAGAAGGAGGAGCAUCAGGAGGUCAGCAGCAGCCCACAGGGCCCAGAGGCAGCUGCCGCUGACGAAGAGGAGAGCGAGGUGGUGCAGCAGAUGCCCAGGGAGCUGCCUCAGAUUCGAGAGGAGAAAGAAGACGAGGAGGAGGAGGACGGAGAAGAGGAGGCCUCCAGGCCUCUCCAGAGCCAGGAUGCUCUCAUUAACAGUCACAGUGUCCUGCUGGAUAGCUGUCUGGUGACGCAGGGUGGCGAGGACCAGAGUGAAGAAGGCGGAACUGAGCACCAGGGCGCCUCACACCAGGAGCUGCAGGAGGAGGCCGUGGCCGCCAGUUCAGGAGUACCUGCCACGGAAGAGCACCCGGAAGUGCAGGUGGAAGACGCUGAUGCUGACAGCCAGCCCCUCAACGAGGAAGAGAAUCCACCCUCUCCCGUGCCGCUGCCCCCGUCUCCUGCCAAAUCCGACACACUUGGGGUCCCAGGAUCAGCCACAGGGAGGCUCAGGAAGAGGCUGUGCUCCCAAGAUGAUGAGGCUGAAGAGCUCAAGAUGCUGUCACCGGCUGUAUCCCCCGUGGUCGCUUGGUCGGACCCCACCAGCCCUCAGGGCACUGAUGACCAGGACCGCACAGCCUCCACGGACAGCCAGACCGGUGCCCUCAUCAACAACCGGCUCCAGGAGCUGGUGAAGCUUUUCAAGGAGCGGACGGAGAAGGUGAAGGAGAAGCUCAUCGACCCUGAUGUCACCUCUGAUGAAGAGAGCCCCAAGCCCUCCCCAGCCAAGAAAGCCCCAGAGCCGGCCCUGGAUGUGAAGCCAGCUGAAGCGGGGCAGGUGGAGGAGGAACACUAUUGUGAAAUGCUCUGCUGCAAGUUCAAACGCCGCCCCUGGAAGACGUACCAGUUUCCCCAGAGCAUCGACCCGCUGACCAACCUGAUGUACAUCCUGUGGCUGUUCUUCGUGGUGCUGGCCUGGAACUGGAACUGUUGGCUGAUUCCCGUGCGCUGGGCCUUCCCCUACCAGAUGCCGGACAACAUCCACCUCUGGCUGCUGAUGGAUUACCUGUGUGACCUCAUCUACCUCCUGGACAUCACCGUGUUCCAGCUGCGUCUGCAGUUUGUCAGAGGCGGGGACAUCAUUACAGACAAAAAGGAGAUGCGCAACAAUUAUCUGAAAUCUCAGCGCUUUAAGAUGGAUAUGCUCUGCCUCUUGCCCUUGGACUUUCUCUACUUGAAAUUCGGUGUGAAUCCCCUCCUGCGCUUGCCCCGCUGUUUGAAGUACAUGGCCUUCUUCGAGUUUAACAACCGCCUGGAAUCCAUCCUCAGCAAAGCCUACAUUUACAGGGUUAUCAGGACCACAGCCUACCUGCUCUACACUUUACAUGUGAACUCAUGUCUGUAUUACUGGGCUUCAGCCCAUGAGGGCCUUGGCUCCACUCACUGGGUUUACGAUGGCGUGGGAAACAGUUACAUUCGCUGUUACUACUGGGCUGUGAAGACCCUCAUCACCAUUGGCGGCCUGCCCGACCCCAAGACGCUCUUUGAAAUUGUCUUCCAGGGUCUGAACUAUUUCACAGGUGUCUUUGCUUUCUCCGUGAUGAUCGGACAGAUGAGAGACGUGGUGGGGGCCGCUACUGCGGGAAAGACCUACUACCGCAGCUGUAUGGACAGCACAGUGAAGUACAUGAACUUCUACAAGAUCCCCAGGUCCGUGCAGAACCGGGUCAAGACCUGGUAUGAGUACACCUGGCACUCCCAAGGCAUACUGGAUGAGUCAGAGCUGAUGGUGCAGCUUCCAGAUAAGAUGCGGCUGGACCUCGCCAUCGAUGUGAACUACGACAUCGUCAGCAAAGUGGCACUCUUCCAGGGCUGUGACCGGCAGAUGAUCUUCGACAUGCUGAAGAGGCUUCGCUCUGUUGUCUACCUGCCCAAUGACUACGUGUGCAAGAAGGGGGAGAUAGGCCGGGAGAUGUACAUCAUCCAGGCGGGGCAGGUGCAGGUCUUGGGUGGCCCGGAUGGGAAGUCCGUACUGGUGACGCUGAAAGCUGGAUCUGUGUUUGGAGAAAUAAGCUUGCUGGCUGUUGGGGGCGGGAACCGGCGCACGGCUAACGUGAUAGCCCACGGGUUUACCAACCUCUUCAUUCUGGAUAAGAAUGACCUGAAUGAAAUUUUGGUGCAUUAUCCUGAGUCUCAGAAGUUGCUCCGGAAGAAGGCCAGGAGAAUGCUGAGAAAUAACAACAAGCCCAAGGAGGAGAGCGUACUCAUCCUUCCUCCACGGGCAGGCACCCCCAAGCUCUUCAGUGCCGCCCUGGCUGCAGCAGGAAAGAUGGGUGCCAAGGGGGCCAAAGGUGGCAAGGUUGCCCACCUCAGGGCGCGACUCAAGGAGCUGGCGGCGCUGGAGGCGGCUGCAAGACAGCAGCAGGUGCUGGAACAGGCCAAGAGCUCGGACGACGCAGAGGGAGAGACGGGAUCAGCUACCCCAAAACAGCCCGCGGCCCCGGAGACCCCGGCCCCAGGCUCUCUGCCACCUGCAUCCCAGGGGAGGUCCGAGGGAGAAGAGGGGGGUGCGGCCUGGCCCGAGGAGCACUCGGUGCGGAUCCACAUGAGCCCAGGCCUGGAUCCCGGCGAACAGAUCCUGUUGGUGGAGAUCCCUGAGAAGGAGGAGAAGGAGGAGGAGAAGGAGAAGGAGGAGGAGGAGGGGGAGGAGGAGGGGGAGGGGGAGGGGGAGGAGGGAGGGACCACAGAAAGCCCUGGCCCUGAGUCCCUGCACCGCAAGAAGGCCAAGACGCUGGUCUGCAGUAGUGGCCUCAGUUGCUCUCAGCGGCUCGGCCAGCGACCCUGCCCUGAUGUCAGCUUCUCUGCCUCCCAGGGCUGGUCUUGA